Molecule: messenger RNA, 3149 nt
Organism: Misgurnus anguillicaudatus (oriental weatherfish)
Lineage: Eukaryota; Metazoa; Chordata; Actinopteri; Cypriniformes; Cobitidae
Source: RefSeq, a predicted model, not a curated record
ACAUCGCCUGUAUUCCGCAAGCGGCUCGUCUGCUAUGGGCAGGGCCUCAGACCCGAGCCCCUCAUUUUUCCUUCUCUACCCGUAUUCAGUUUUCCCACAGAUUUACUGAUAUCACCAAUUUCUGGAAAUAAAGACGACAACUCUUCGUACGUCAGAUUAAAUCAAGCAUUUUCAACGCAUCUGGUUGUUGCUGAACAAAUUUAAAGGGCCACCCCAUUCGGGUGUGUGUGCGUGAUCUUGGAGUUCCUCUUUUUUCGGACCCUGUGAUGGAAUGACUGACUGCAAACUAUGAACAAAAUGGAGAACAUGACACUGGAGAGCGGUUUUGAAGAAAAACUGACGCUGUCAGAAAAAGCUCUCACAUCUCCUCCAGGUAUGAGUGACACAAUUCAGAAAGACAAUGAAAUGGACAGCGAGAUCCUUAAAGCGGACGACACGACGAUCACAGACUCUUCGCUCAUAACAGACCCGCCGUCAAAAAUCGAACCAAGCAAAUCUGACCCAAGACCCAACACGCCUGGAGGCACUGCCAUCUCCCCUCCCAAAAAAGAUGGAAUGAGUUCAGAGCAACGUCAGAAACAAGCCAAAAAGAGACGGGAGGAGAGAGCCAAAUAUCUGGAACAGAAAACGCAGGAGCAAGCGACAAAGAAAGCUCAGUGGUUGGAGAAGGAGGAGAAGGCCAGACGUUUACGUGAAAGCCAGCUGGAGGAACGCAGGAGGAAACUGGAGCAGCAGCGAAUGAAAACGGAAAAACGAAGAGCCCUGCUGGAGGAGAAACAGAGACAGAAACUCGAGAAGAACAAGGAGAGAUAUGAAUCCGCUAUUAAGAGGUCAACCAAAAAAACCUGGGCAGAGAUCCGUCAGCAGAGGUGGUCAUGGGCCGGCGGGUUAAACCAGACCUCACGUAGAGAGAGCAGAUGCUCGGCCUCCACGGUCAACCUGCCGCGGCAGACGGAGUCUGUCAUUAGCAACAGGCUGUCCAAGUCUUCGGCCACGCUGUGGAACUCACCUUGCAGAACCCGCAGUUUGCGUCUGAGCCCGUGGGAGAGUCGUAUCGUGGAGAGAUUGAUGACUCCGACACUUUCGUUUCUGGCUCGGAGUCGGAGCGUGGCCACUCUCCAGAACAGCAGCGACACCAAUCAGUGUUCCCGGUCUGCAUCAGCGUCUCCUCUGACCGCCUGCUCUCAUCAUCAUCCUCACCAGCACAAUACUGACCGCUGGAGAGUUUCAGCCAGCACACCUGACAUCACACAGCGCCAACCCAGACGCAACUCUGCACCGCUUGAAAAGAAGAAGAAAGAAAAGAAAGACAAAGAAAGAGAGAACAUAAAGGAGAAGAGCGCUUUAACUAAAGAGAAAGUGCAGAAGAAGAGACAGUCUGAGUCCAUCACCAGAACAACAACAGACAGCAGCUCAAAUAUAAAACCUAAAAACAGAACAUCAUCACCUGCCACGCCCAGGAGUCGCCCUCUCUCACCCAACCCCACCGUGUCCUCCAAGCCCCCCUCAUCUUCAGGCCGGACCCCUCCUGGCACCAAAACCAGGCCCAAGCGAGCUCAGACCCCUGCCCGGGUACAGGCCCCUGCCGUAGCUGCCGUCGCCGUGGAAACAAAGGAGCCCGCUCAGGCAAACCCUCCCAAGGACACAAAGACCCCCAAUGUUCCUGACAUCACCGUCUCCUCUGCCCCUGCCACGCCCACCACUGCCAAUCCGCCAAUCGCUACGACUCCUCAGACACCGGAGGCCACAGUGUCCGCCACACCUUCGCGUUCCCUCUCUCCCGAGCCGAGCCCUUCAGUCGCCAAGCCGACAGCCGGUACCAAUGACCCGGAGGAGGCGGCCCGGGUUUUGGCAGAGAAGAGACGUCAGGCCCGUGAGCAGAGAGAGCGAGAGGAGCAGGAGAGACGAGAACAGGAGCAGAAGAGCAGGGAGAUGCGCGAGGAGCACGCCAGGCGUGAGGAGGAGGAGAGGAGGCGCAGAGAAGAGGAGGCACGCUUCAUGGCCGAGCAGCAGCGUCUGCAGGAGGAGAGAGAGGCGCAGGAGAGAGCACGAGCCGAGCAGGAGGAAAACCAGAGACUUCAGAGACAGCGCGAGGAGGCCGAAUCUAAAGCCCGCGAAGAAGCAGAAAAACAGAGAAUAGAGCGCGAGAAACAUUUUCAAAAGGAGGAACAGGAGCGCCUGGAGAGAAAGAAGCGUCUGGAAGAAAUCAUGAAGAGGACCCGUAAGAGUGACACAGGUGGACAGAAAGAUGUGAGGUCGCCAGCCCAGGUCAAUGGCAAAGUCUCUGACAGCGUAAUGCAGAAAAAUCCUUCAGACACUCUUCAUACUCCUGCAGCAAGUUUUAACCAAUCACAGGGAGACUUUAAAACAAGCCCCUGGGAUUCGUCCCCUGUCAUAAAUGGUGUCCAGCCCACCAAGCAUCAGAAUGGACUGUCAUCCAAUGGAGACGCAGCACAGUAUGAGGAAAUCAUCAAGCUGUCCAAUCGUAGUGGCAGCAGCAACAAUGGGCAGGGUCAACCGACCGACCCAAUCAUGGCCUUUGAGGCAGGGGAAGAAUUUAGGAUGAAGGCGGGGCCUAUUAAACCCCAGCAUGUGGCAGAGGUUCUGUGAAAGCGUGAAUCCCUCCGAAGAGACGAGAGAGGAGAAGCCUUACGUUACCGCUGAAGAAGAGCGCCUGCUUCCUCCUGUCACGUGUGCCAAACAAACAAACAGACUUAAAACACUGCACAGCAGAAAAUGACCGUUUCUGUGGAAGCACUUUGAGAAAGUGAAAUGAGAACCUAAAAACUGAACACUUCUAUACACUUCUAUAAACCGUUUGCAGAAAGUCUCUGUCUAUUUCACUGUGUGUCAUGGUGCAACAUUGUCAAGUUUCUUUAAGAAGUCACCUGCCGAUUAUGUGGCACCUUAAAUGAGUCUCUAUAUAAUGAAUUUUAGCAAGAAGAUAAAACUUGGAAAUUGACUAUCAUUAUGAUAUUGAUUAUUAUUGUUGUUGUUAUUGUUGUUGUUAUGAUGUAUCGUUAUUGUUCUUUUAAGUAGUGUGUCUUGAAAUAUUGCGUUAUUUAACGUGUGGAGAGGGUGAUAUACUGUAUCUUAAUGUAUAUUUGCCUGAAUAUGACAGACCUGUGGAAUAAAUCUUUAUGAAAGGG